CUCAGCGCUCUGCCCACGAGCUGCCCAUGGUGGAGAGACAAGAUGUGGACAGCUGCCUGGUGUACGGGGGCCAGCAGAUGAUCCUCACGGGCCAGAACUUCACGGCUGAGUCCAAGGUUGUGUUCAUGGAGAAGACCCCAGAUGGGCAGCAGGUUUGGGAGAUGGAAGCCACGGUGGAUAAAGACAAGAGCCAGCCUAACAUGCUUUUUGUUGAGAUCCCCGAGUAUCAGAACAAGCACAUUCGAGUGCCCGUGAAAGUAAACUUCUAUGUCAUCAACGGAAAGAGAAAAAGAAGUCAGCCACAGCACUUUACCUACCACCCAGUCCCUGCCAUCAAGACGGAGCCCAGUGACGAGUAUGACCCGUCUCUGAUCUGCAGUCCUGCUCAUGGAGGCCUGGGGAGCCAGCCGUAUUACCCACAGCACCCAAUGCUGGCCGAGUCCCCUUCCUGUCUUGUGGCUACUAUGGCCCCCUGCCAACAGUUCCGCUCGGGGCUCUCAUCCCCCGAUGCCCGCUACCAGCAGCAGAGCCCCGCAGCAGCUCUCUACCAGAGGAGCAAGAGCCUGAGUCCAGGCCUACUGGGCUACCAGCAGCCGACCCUCCUGGCAGCACCCUUGGGUCUGGCUGAUGCCCACCGCUCUGUGCUGGUGCAUGCUGGUUCUCAGGGCCAGGGCCAGGGCUCCACCCUGCCACACACAUCCUCGGCUAGCCAGCAGGCCUCUCCCGUGAUUCACUACUCACCCACCAACCAGCAGCUUCGUGGCGGGGGGCACCAGGAGUUUCAGCAUAUCAUGUACUGUGAAAACUUGGGCCCCAGCUCUGCCAGGCCUGGCCCUCCUCCCAUCAACCAAGGCCAGAGGCUGAGCCCAGGCUCCUACCCCACAGUCAUCCAACAACAGACUGCCCUGAGCCAAAGAGCUACCAAAAACGGACCCCCAGUCAGUGACCAGAAGGACGCUGUGCCCACUGGAGUGACAGUCAAACAGGAACAGAAUCUGGACCAGACCUACCUGGAUGACGAGCUGAUAGACACACACCUUAGCUGGAUACAAAACAUAUUAUGAGACCGAGUGACUGGUCUUUGAUCCGAGAAAUCAAAGUGAAAGUUAAUGAAAUCAUCAGGAAGGAGUUUUCAGGACCUCCCCCACAAAAUCAGACCUAGAAACAGCCAUUAUCGCGAGACGCCUUCCACCUUGGACCCCUUCUAUAUCCCCCCACCCCCGCCGCCGCCUUCCCUGACUGGAACACUGUGUGCACACGCAGCGCAGGCUGUUGGUGUAGGAGCCUGCCACCUCAAAAAGGUCAUCUCAGCUGAGGUCCAUGGUGACUGGAUGAAAAAGCAACGGCCUGCUGACCAAAGCCCCAAUCUCAACUCGCCAGGAAGCUGAGCUUGCCUGAGACCCAGAGGCUGGGCUGGGGGAGAGAACUGGGGAGUUUUGAUAGAGCCCCAGCCCACAGACAUGGCUCCUAACUCUCUCUGAGACUGUUUAGACAGAGCAACCAAAAGAACAUGGCCCAAGAGCCCACCUUGUGGACUCAAAAACUCCAGGUCUCUGUAGGAGCCAAAACUGGACCAUCAUCUCUGCCCCAGCUCGGCCAUAGCAAGGCUUUAUUUUCAAUUUUGUUUCCAAAGCCAAACUGCCUUGCCCUGGCAGGACCACCUGCUCCAACUUCUCAGCCUUAAGUUAUAACACAUGUACUUGUUUGCCUGCUUCUGGGGCUUUGUUUUGUUUUUCUCUGCUUCAAAGAGCCAACCAAGGAGUCUGCAGGCUGGGCCCUCUCAGCCAGCUACACCCUAACCCUGCAGCUGGCACCAGACCUCUGGUGGGACCCAGCCCGGGCUGCCUGUUGAGAACAACGCUUCUGAAGGCUCCUCUCCACCCUCCUCCCAGACACAGCCUCUUCUGCCCAGGAACUGGGAGAACCUUCUGGGACUUUGCAUUGACUGUUACAGAGCUGAAGUCACCUACCCCAAUCAAAUCCUGCAGGUGUUUGUCAUGACUGCCACCAAACAGAACAAAGGAGCUGAAACCAACCCCUACCCUAAACACCAAGCAGGAAAGCGCCGCCCGCCCUCGGGCAUAGCCCAUGGCUGUUUCUUACCUGGAUUCGUGUAAAGUCGCUGUAGAACCCAAGGCGCUGCCACUUGAGCUGCCUCUAACUCAGGCAGAUCGGCCCAGCAUGUGCCUUAGUGUGAUCUAGCCCUGCUUGGCCGGCUGUGUGUCCUGUGGAACCCCACACACACUCUCAUUGCUGUCCUCCGCAGUCUUCCUCCCCUGGUGCAAUUAUUUUGCUGUUGUUCCUUUUGUAUUUUUCCUUCCCACAGAGUUCUUGUCAAGAGCAAGAUUGCUUUCUCCGCUUGCCUUCGCCACAGAUGCCCCUGUACACGUUGGGCGGGCACAUCAAGUGACUUUCUCUGCUCUGUCUACUAGGCAGAGGGCCAUAAUAGCAAGCCACAAUGGCUAAAUACUCAUCAUGGGUUUCUUAUAUUCUGGCUUUGUCAAGGCUAUCCCAAAGUAAAUCUUGGGAGCUGGGCCAGCUAUGGCUAGCUCUCUAGACAGAGACCCCAUGCCCAGGGUUCAGCUUGCGCAUGAAAAGUGUGACUUUUUGGCUAAUACCUAGUACUUCUUUCCCCUAGAGCAGCACCUGGCUUUCCUCCACCCACCCCAAGCUAGACCUGAGCAGAAUUCUCCUGUGAACCCAGAAUUCCACAAGCAGUUGAGCACUGAGUCCCUGCUUUUGAGUACUUCCUUCUAAUUAAAGCGAGCUUCCCUGCUGGCCCUUCA
Messenger RNA from Cricetulus griseus (Chinese hamster), 2786 nucleotides. Lineage: Eukaryota; Metazoa; Chordata; Mammalia; Rodentia; Cricetidae. The record is from RefSeq and is a predicted model, not a curated record.